CAACAUUUUCACUCUUCAGUCGAAUUGAGGAAAUGGCGGAGAGCUCUCAAGUCGAACCUGUGGCUGCGUACGCGUCGCCGUACGCUGCGCCCAAGGCUUCCGCGGACGAGGACGGCGACUACGAUGAAGAGGAGGACGUAUAUCUGCUGCACAACCUGGUGGAGCAAGGGCGCGUGGAUCGUUUGCGCUCACUGCUGCCGCUGCCGUCCGAAUGCUCCGAACCUCCUCCGCGUCUGAGCGUCCUCUCAAGCGAGACGAGUCUGCUGGAGAAGGACGACAUGGGCUUUCUACCACUACAUGUGGCUGUGAUCCACCAACAGACGGACUGUGCGCUGCAUCUGCUGCGCUAUUCGCCAGCACUCACAAGCGCCAUGCUGCGACUCAAAGGAGGAGACUUUGGUACACCCUUCCUGCACUUGGUGCUACGGGUUGGAGCCAUCAACGCCUCGUUCAGUGAGCAGCUGAUCAACGAGCUAUUUGCUGGCAAUAAACAGGAGAAAGACAGCGAUUUCUAUGGGGACGACGUGCGUGCUCUGCUGUUCGAAAAGAUAGCGGCGAGAGACGAAGAGGGCAACACAGUCUUCCAUCUGUGUGCUCGCUACGAACUUGUCGCGUGUAUGGACGUGCUUGCUGCGUUCUACAGACGACAUUUAGUUGCUAUGGAGGCUGAAGAGAGCGCAGCAGUCGAUGAGGAGAAGAAGAAGAAGCCGCUGAAGCUCGAGACGCUACUGGAGAAGGGCAAUAAGGUGGGAUUCCGAGCGCUGCAUGAAGCCAUGAAGUAUCAAUCCACCGGUGCAGCAAAGAAGUUGGUGGGUGAAUAUAAAGUGGACGUGAACCCCGUGACGCCUCUGCAUCAGACUCCGGCGCAUAUUGCCGCGCUGUCCAAUUUUGCCGAGGGUGUGGAGAUCCUACGCAAUUCUCCUCGAGAUGUGGCUACAGAUUUCUUUAUGAAAGACACACACGGUCACACAGCAGCUCAAGUGGCUCACAAGUGCAGCUUUGAUGCAGUUGAGAGGCGUUUGGUGGCAGCUGAAACAGGAAAGAGCAGUACAGAGCCAGCUGAUGUCAGGGAAGACGUCGUUCUUAAAGACCACACUAAAUUCUUCUUCCACCAUGAAGUGUGGAGGCAUUUGCCCAUGGCUUAUCAUCAUCGCGGUGGGCCUGACCCGCCACCGGAGAACCCUGAACGCAUCGACACUCUGGUGGACCCAGUGUUUGGUAUUCUACGAUCACGCGAGUUCCAGAGACCAAAUGUGAAGUGGGAUCAUGAAAUUGAACGUGCAGAUAUCGCCGACAUUCUGCGAGUCCAUGAAUACCACUACGUCGAUCGUAUCCGUCAGAAAUGUGCUGCUCUCACUGCGUCAGUGAUUGGCAAGACACCUGUGGUCUCCACACGGCAUCACCAGCUCAAAUCGAUGCCUUGUAGCGAUAGAGACGACGCUGAAGAGUGUCAUGCGACUUAUUCGUUAGAUUUCGACACGGCUUUGUCAGUCCGUUCCUACGAUGCCGCUGCCCGUGCCGCUGGAGCCGUGUGCAAGGCAGUGGAUGACGUGGUAGCUGGUAAGUGCAGGAAUGCGUUCUGUAUCGUACGACCGCCUGGACAUCACGCUGGUCCGGUGGGUAAAGUGGUGUGUGAGAAUGACCCCGAGGGGAGUCUUGGCUUCUGUCUGUUCAACAAUGUGGCCGUCGGUGCAGCAUACGCACGUGCACAUUUCAAGCAUCGCGGGAUCAAUAAAGUCGCCAUCCUGGACUUUGAUGUGCAUCACGGCAACGGAACAGAAGAGAUCGUGCGACAACUGGUGCCGUCGACAAAAGAGAUUGAGUUCGAGACUCCUUAUGGUACCGGCAAGCAAGUUGUACAUCAAUACAAGCCCUGGCGCAGCGAUGAUGACGCAGCGAAUGUAUUCUUCUGUUCAGUGCACGGAUAUGGACACAAGGAUCCAGAGAAUAAAGAGGAGUUGGGCAAAGGUGAGACUCAAGGCUGGUUCUAUCCUGGCUCCGGUGUCUCUGACGUGAAAGAAUCUCCUGUGAUCUGGGACGAAGGACUGCCAUUUUGUCAUGAAGGUGCAUCUGCUUCGCGUCUCAAGUGGCGUAGUGCCUUCCGGGAUCGGAUUCUGCCCAAACUACGUGACUUUAACCCAGACCUCAUCUUCUUGUCGGCGGGUUUUGACGCCCAUAAGAAGGAGCUGGUGAACUGGGGCUAUGUAUCGCUAUUGGAGCAAGACUAUGAGUGGCUUGUGGGUCACGUCAAGCAAGUGGCUAAUACGUGUUGCGAUGGUAGACUCAUCUCGGUGCUUGAAGGAGGCUACAACUUCCACGGUCGCAUGGUCUCGCCCUUCGCACGCAGCGUCGCGGCCCACACACGUGCGCUUAUCAACCCAGCGCAGGAGCUCUGGAACGAGGACGAGAUCGCUAAAGAAGCUGCGCGUGAGCAGGCGUUGCUGGCUAACUAUCUAGCGCCGACUGCAGCAAAAUCGCCCGGCGUGACGAUGCUGCAGGCGAAGAAGCGCGGUAAGACCGAGGCAUCAGGAACGCUGGUGAGCUCACGGAGCAAACGAGCGAGAAAAGAGGUGGACUAUGUGGCACUGGCCAAGGAGCUGACCGAGCAGGGGCAGCAGUAGUGAAUGCAGCCGGUUUUGAAAGUGAGACGAGGCACGAAAGAUACUUUUUUGCUAGUUGUCGUUGUUGAAGUGGUCGCAUACAUGUAUUUCUUGCCAUAAGAUCGCUCCGUUUUGAUUGGCUGUGCACUUCAACUGAGAC
Phytophthora nicotianae INRA-310 is the source of this 2760-nucleotide messenger RNA. RefSeq lists its product as hypothetical. The transcript has a single exon. NCBI's taxonomy places the organism in Eukaryota, Oomycota, Peronosporomycetes, Peronosporales, Peronosporaceae. Gene Ontology annotation, molecular function: protein binding. The record is from RefSeq and is a predicted model, not a curated record. Bases 33 to 2621 code for a protein of 862 amino acids.